This is a messenger RNA of Ostreobium quekettii, 1554 nucleotides long. NCBI's taxonomy places the organism in Eukaryota, Viridiplantae, Chlorophyta, Ulvophyceae, Bryopsidales, Ostreobiaceae. The record is from the annotation of a GenBank genome assembly.
AUGGCACAGCCCCGGGGAAAAAAGCUUAUUGUGUUGGGACUUCCUUGGGAGUCAACGGAGAGCACCAUUGACUCCCAUUUCUCAAGGUAUGGAGAUGUGGAGUCUACCGAGGUGAUCCACAACAAGCUGACAGGCAAGUCCAGAGGAUUUGGCUUCGUCACUUUUCGUGAGCCGCUGGCCGCUGAGCAAGCCCUUGCGGACUCACACACUAUCAACGGCCGUCGCUGCGAUGUGAAGAAUGCUGUGCCAAAGGGAGAGUCGAUCCCUCCCAAGACUAGGCGCAUUUUUGUGGCACGCAUCCCCCCCACCGUCACUGAGGAUCAAUUCAGGGAGUAUUUUGAGGGGUUUGGAAUGGUGGAGGACGCCUACAUGCCAAGGGAUCACACACGUCAGAGCUACCGCGGCAUUGGCUUUGUGACUUUUGUGGAAGCUUCCUCCACUGAGAGCGUGAUGGCUGUCAAACACAGGCUUGACGACCAUGACGUUGUUGUAGAUCGGGCCAUGCCCAAGGACUCUGUAGGCUCCUCCCCCCGCACGAAGCACUCCCUGAGCGGCCAGCUGCCUUGUCAGCUUUCACACAACAGCAAUGGCCGCAUGAGUGGCUUGAGGACGAGGCGAGGGAGUCGCUCGGACCUCACCCUGCCUGGGAACGGGUUUGGCAGCGGUCCCCUGAAUGGUGUACACAGCCACCAUAUGGAUUUGCUGCAGAGCCUGGAAGUACAGCGGCAGUACCAGGACAUGGGGCUUUCGCAGCGCCCCACGCAGAGUGUGAUGGAUAUGCAGGAAUCCCCAGGUGACAUAACAUCAGCGAGUGGGUUGGUGCUCCCACCUGGCAUUGGCCACGAAGAUCCGCAGAUGGGGAUCCAGCGGCAGGAGGGGGACUUGGGCUCGAUGCCACCCGCCCUGAUAGACCCUCUGUCCCAAGGCCUGGCGAUCGACGUUGCAAACCGGCUACGGGACCUUGCAACAGGGGCAAUGGAGGCGACGCCAGGUAGCAUGGGCAUCGGCACCCUCGCCAACAACCUGCUCUCCCGGUCAUCACUGCAGCUGAGCCCGAACUCGCUGAUCGGGCUGCAGAAUGUGAUGAGCGGGGAGAUGCCAAGCCCAGGGCGUAGGAUGGACAGCGCUCAUGUUUCUUCAGCUAGGGGUGGUCCCAGGCUGUUUGUUGGCAAGCUGUCGAAGGACACUACAGAGCAGGACCUUCGUGACUAUUUUCUGAAGUACGGAUACGUUAUGGAUGUGUACAUGCCCCGUUCCAAGGACAACAAGAAAGAGCACAGGGGCUUCGGAUUUGUUACCUUUGAAACUGAGGCUGCAGUGCAGAGGGUAGUGGCCUAUGGGGCACACAAGCUGAGGGGUGCUGUGAUUGCGAUCGACGUGGCACUUCCUGAGGAGCCUCCAGUAGUGCCACUCGGUGUGGAGAGUCGGAGGAGUAACAGCCUGUCCGGUGGAGCGCUGGCUGGCAUGGCAGUCGCCACUUCCAUUCCCCAGGAGCCAGAGGGUGGCGUCGGCCAAAGGGCCAUGCGUUCGGGACACGGAUUUCGGCCUUACUGA